CGCUCACUCCGUAACCUGACCUCUGUUCUCGUUGUUUUAUGUUCUCUGUCUGCUGCCGUGGUCACUCCAGAUUACUAGACGUAUUUCGAGACACAAGCUAGUCGGCAGCGCAGGCGGGCUCAGUGUACACGAUGCUGUCCCUGCUGUCUAGGACGACGUCGCGCUUGUUGGACGUCCGAUUUGACCCCUCGGAUUCUCCGUACUCUCAGGAGGAAGACAUACUGACUGUGGACCUCGACGCGCUACGAGAGCUGGUUCCCGGUAAACCGAACAUACCAUGGCGCAGAGUCGUUGGAGCCUGCGAAGAGACACUCUUUCCGGUGUAUAGGAAACUACAAGAUACUUUGUCUCAUGAUGUUGAUCAUCUUGCGCACCUGUUCUCCGAAAUGGGUACCUCUGUUAUGGAGGAGAGCUCACAAAAGCUGGAAGAAAUCUCCGAAGCGGCCUGUGUAUCUGGCGUUGCGACGACCUCGGACACGAGGAGAGCCUUUGCCUCAUGUAGCCCGAGUCAUCGGAAGCGACGCCGAUCGUCACAUUCUGGCGCCGCGGAGAUUCUGGUCAUCCCUAGCACGCACCCCUCCGCCCCUACAAUCAUCAUUACCUUUUGCCCGUACGAGCCGUACGAGUCGACCAGUUGGGUACCAUGCCAAGACGCGUGCUUUGGCAAUAGGCUCUCGGUACCCAACCACCCCGCUGUGAACGAUGCGUUCCCGCCACUAUUAGCGGAGCCCCUACCCGCCAGCCUCAGGCCGGUCGAGAAAUGGCAAUACACGAACGGACAUUGGUGCGCCGUCCUUCCGACCCUGGAGGAGCAAGCCCGAAGAGGUUUGUGCUCCAGGGUUAUCCCUGUCAGACGGAAAGCUCGGGCUCCGCGGCGCGGCAAGCGCUGAAAGAGCUUCCAUGCGAGGGGCUUUUCUACGGUACUGUAUCAUUAUUUCUGAUACUCCUCGGACUGCCGCCCACAUCCGCCCAUCGACCAAAAUGCUGGUGCUCAUUGACUCCCGUCAAUGAUGGAGGUUCCGUGAUAUCGCGUUUCUUCUUGGAUACUCGGGUCCAAGGGGGGAAGCCAGGUCCAUUGACCUAACCAUGCAUAUGACAUCUUCUCAGCAUCAUCCGUCGUUGGUUCGAGUAUUUCAUACGUCCUGCUUUCAUGUAGACGACUGGGAUGUAUUCCUGUUACGUUGCUAUAGACGAGCAGCAAUACGUUCAUUAUGGCGGCUGGUAACAAUGGGCACAAG
This is a messenger RNA of Gloeophyllum trabeum ATCC 11539, 1238 nucleotides long. RefSeq lists its product as uncharacterized. Lineage: Eukaryota; Fungi; Basidiomycota; Agaricomycetes; Gloeophyllales; Gloeophyllaceae. The coding region runs from base 132 to 890 and encodes 252 amino acids. The record is from RefSeq and is a predicted model, not a curated record. The transcript has 4 exons.